This is a messenger RNA of Fusarium coffeatum, 1374 nucleotides long. RefSeq lists its product as uncharacterized. Bases 1 to 1374 code for a protein of 457 amino acids. The transcript has a single exon. Lineage: Eukaryota; Fungi; Ascomycota; Sordariomycetes; Hypocreales; Nectriaceae. The record is from RefSeq and is a predicted model, not a curated record.
AUGGCACAGAUGAGUAUACUCGACAUCGAGUAUACCAACUCUCGACCAAAUGGGGCUCGAAGAUUGAGGACGAUGAGUCCCGACAAAUGCAAGGUCUCGAGAUCCAGGAUGCUCGACCGUGGGCCAGAGGCCGUGUGGCGGAGGCUCUGUCCAGAAGAACAAUCGACAGGCAAGUCACCGUCUGCUCGGAUAAAAGGCCAGCCCUCUAACAUUUUUCAUAGUGGACCGCCCCCUCGCGUUGUCCUCCGGGAGCCCAACAAAGGCGGCAUGUCAGUGGUGUUUAACCCACCACGACAGGCAUGGAAGGAUUGUGUCCAAAAUAUGCCUAAGAACAGCCCCCGUGACACCCCCGUCGUUGUUAAAGGGGCUCCUAUACAGAGCCACUCAGCUACUCGUGAGGAAUCAGUCACAGUGACGACAAAAGUCAAAGCAGAAGGCUCCAGCGCUGAUGUGACAGCCACCCCGACUAUCCCUCUCGUUUUCACUCUUCACGCAAACGAAGUCUAUUCUGACGCGUUGGAACUCGUCGUUGGCAGUGGACACUGCCACGUUGUGCCCUCUAAGCACGAGGCACUCAGCUUUCUUUGCCGGGUUGAGUUGCUGAUCAAUGACAAGAAGGGAGGUAUCCUGGCCCUUCACAGUCAAGAAAAGGGGUCCCAAAUACACAAUGUCCUCGACAUCGACAAGCCUGUUGUGGAUGGCAAAUACUGUGUCUUUAAGGCCAAGUCUAAGGAAUGGCCUUACAAUAUUCGGUUUGAUACUCUUGAAUAUGGCAAGAUGUUCAGAAGCUGUUUGUCUAGGCUGAAGAAGGCUGCGCUCCACCACCAGGAGCCAGUCAAGGCAGAGCCAAUAACUGCCAAGCCUCUUGACAAUGCAGCAGAUGCAAACGUCCUUAUCCCACUGGAUGAUACCUGGCAGUCUCCCCAGAAUACACGAGUCUCACAUCUCGAACCAGUCGUCACACGAAUGGUCCCGUUGGUCAAGGACAUCCUCGAGCGUUUUGUUGCGGAGGAUGACAUCCGAACUGGCACAAUUGCCGGGAUCGAGGAUGCAAUCUUCGAAAAAUGGAUUGACGAGGGAUUUCUGAAGGAAUGCGACGAGAAGGAGAGGGAGGGUUCCCUCGCUCUCAUUCGAGCCCUUGUGGACAUGAGGCUCAUCUUUAGUGGGGAGAAGAGAAGGGACCAGCUUGUCAAGUCCAGCCUCAACCAAAAGGGACAUCGUGCUGAAGAGAAGGGCACAACCCAUGAGCAGGCGAACGGCUCUCAGUCUGAACGCAAGGCCACAAAAGGCCUGAGUGCCUCGUGCUUCGCCAAGGUGCCCUUCACAUGCGCAAAUGCCUUUACCGGUCCCCAGUCUCGUCCUCCUUACAAGUAG